This is a messenger RNA of Cuscuta epithymum, 3916 nucleotides long. NCBI's taxonomy places the organism in Eukaryota, Viridiplantae, Streptophyta, Magnoliopsida, Solanales, Convolvulaceae. The record is from the annotation of a GenBank genome assembly.
AAGGGGAAAAACGAGUUAACUAACGCGCAGCCUUGGCCUUUCCCCACGCGUCUGAAACUCACGCAUGACGUACUCCAGGACUCCAGUCUCCAGUUCCGGCGGUUCCGGCCUUCAGGCUUCAGCAUUUAUCGUUUGACAUCGGCGUCCACAGCGGGUCUGCGUCUCAGCGGCACAGAGACAGCCCACAGGUGUACUCUACUGUCCAAGCAGCCAAGCCUUCGGUUUUCAGUCUUCACAAGUUCUGCCGUUCUGCACUUCUGCCGCUUCUGGACUUGUGUUUAACUGGUUAUCAGACCAAUCUUUCGGCAGCCUCACCAUCAUGCAAGAUGCAAAAAAGUAUCCACUCCAUAUCUUCUAUGUACAUCUCCUCCAAGGCUCCAAUUGCACUCUGUUCUUUAUCUCUGCACACUCAUGGGCUUCGGCUAUAUGUGGACAGAGAACACACCACCGUGAACACCCUAAAAUCGAAGGUUGUGAGCUUGUAGCUUUUGAAGGACUAGUUGAUAAGGCAUCCAUCAUUGACAUUGCUAAAAAUUACAUAAAUGGCUGUUAAACUCAUGAUUCCUUACGGGGUCAUGGCCCAUUCAAGAUCUACAAAGCAUUGGAGUGCACUCCCAGUUUUUGCCAAGCGAUAUUAUUCUGGCAGUAAAUAUGAAGUUGAAGUUCAUGUGGAUGCCCUCAUAAUCAAAACCGGCUUUGAUCCCAGAACUUCUAGGUUUAACUUUCAGCUGAAGGAUUUAGUCAGAAGCAAUCAGAUAGCUCAGGCCGAAGAACUCUACGAACGCAUGCCUUGUAGAAACACUUGUUCAGCGAAUAUGAUGAUUUCAGGUUAUGUGAGUUCUGGCAAUCUUUCUCGUGCUAGUGAGAUGUUCGAUAGUAUGCCUGACCGCACAGAGGUGUCAUGGACAAUAAUGAUUGGUGCAUACUCACAUCACAAGCAACCCAAGGAAGCUUUUACACUCUAUGCUGAGAUGUGUAGAGCAGGGAUGAAUCCAGAUCAUAUCACCUUUGCAACACUUUUAUCUGGUUGUGGCGGGACAUCAACUGCAAAAGAAGUGCUUCAGAUUCAUGCCCAUAUCAUUAAGUUGGGAAACAGUUCAGUUUCCUUGGUGAGCAAUAGCUUGGUGGAUUCUUACUGCAAGUGCCAACACCUUGAUCUAGCCCUUCUACUCUUCGAAGAAAUCACGGAUAAAGAUUCGGUGACCUACAAUGCAAUGAUCACGGGAUACUCAAAACAUGGUUCAAAUGAAGAAGCACUAAUGCUCUUUCAAGAGAUGCAAUAUUUGGGCCUGAAGCCUUCAGAUUUCACUUUUGCUACGGUAAUUGGUGCUAUUGUUGGAUUGGAUGCUGCUGCAUUUGGGAAACAAGUCCAUGCACUUGCGAUUAAGACCAGCUUUGUGUGUAAUGUAUUUGUAGGCAAUGCCUUCCUUGACUUCUAUUCUAAACAGAGCCUUUUAGUUGAUGCAAUUAAACUGUUUGAUGAAAUGCCUGAGCUGGAUGGUGUUUCUUAUAAUAUUAUAAUUACAGGAUUUGCAUGGGAUGGUCAGUAUGAAAAAUCAUUCCAUCUCUUACGCAAAUUAAGGAGCACUACAUUUGACAGAAGACAAUUUCCAUUUGCAACUAUGUUGAGCAUUGCUGCAACUACUCAGAAUAUAGAUUUGGGAAGGCAAAUCCAUGCGCAGACAAUAGUGACAAAAUCAGAUUCAGAGAUUCAAGUAGGGAAUGCUCUAGUUGACAUGUAUGCAAAUUGUGACAGAUUAGAGGAAACAUAUGUCAUAUUUGCUAAUUUGGCUUAUAGUUCUGUUUCUUGGACAGCAAUAAUAUCCGUAUAUGUCCAAAAGGGCCUUUUUGAGGAAGCUGUAGAGUUGUUCAAGGAAAUGGCUAGACAAAGUGUUCAUGGCGACCAUGCUACUUAUGCAAGUGUUUUAAAAGCUUCGGCAAACUUGGCUUUGGUUUCACUAGGGAGGCAGUUACACUCGCAUAUUAUCAGACUGGGAUUGAUGUCUAAUGUUUUCUCGGGAAGUGCCCUCCUUGGCAUGUAUGCAAAAUGUGGGUCUAUAAGUGACGCGAUUAAGAUUUUCAAAGAGAUGCCUGAUAGAAACAUAGUCUCCUGGAAUGCAAUGCUCUCAGCUUAUGCUCAAAAUGGCGACGAUGAAGCUACUCUGAGGUCAUUUAAAGAAAUGUCUGAAUCCGGUCUUGAUCCCGAUUCAGUUAGUUUCCUCAGUGUCUUAACUGCUUGCAGUCAUCAUGGGCUAGUUAAAGCUGCACGAGAGUAUUUUAGUUUGAUGACCCAAUCAUAUAAUUUGGAACCAAAGAGAGAACACUAUACAACUAUGGUCGAUGUGCUGUGUAGAAAUGGACGAUUUGAUGAGGCCGAGGAAUUAAUUGCCGAAAUGCCAUAUGUGCCGGAUGAGAUCCUUUGGUCAUCAGUUUUGAACUCAUGCAGGAUUUAUAAGAAUCAUGAACUUGCAGGAAAGGCUGCCGACCAACUAUUUAAGAUGGACACGCUAAAUGCUGCUGCUGCUUAUGUUUAUGCCAAUGUGUCUAACAUCUAUGCAGAGGCUGGCCAGUGGAAUAAAGUAGCCACUCUGAAAAAGGGUAUGAGGGAAAAUGGAGUUAAGAAAGUAGCAGCAUGUAGUUGGGUUGAAAUUGACCAUGCAGUACAUAAAUUUACUGCAAACGAUAGAACCCACCCACAAGCUGAUGCAAUUAGAAAGAAAAUUGACUCGUUGGGGAAGGAAAUGGAAAAGGAAGGAUACAAGCCGGACACAAGCUGUUCACUACAAAAUGUUGAUGAAGAACUUAAGAUAGAUUCACUGAAGUAUCACAGUGAAAGAUUAGCUAUUGCGUUUGCUUUAAUCAGUACUCCAGAAGGAUCGCCUAUUGUAGUGAUGAAAAACUUGCGAGCAUGUAUGGAUUGUCAUGCUGCCAUCAAAAUAAUAUCAAAAAUUGUUGGGAGGGGGAUUAGUGUUCGAGAUUCAAGCAGAUUCCAUCAUUUUAGAGAUGGAUCAUGUUCGUGUAGAGACUACUGGUGACAUAGCUGGUCAUUUACAGCGUAGUUGUAAUACUUACGAAAUUCUAUGAUGUCCAUUACAAUCUCUGUACAUCCCUUGGAUUGAAGAUACUAAAUGAUAGCCUGAUAUCUGGCAAUGGUGGCAAUGACCAGAACUUACUAGUUUAGGUGGCAUGCCUUUGGAAAGAUAUUUUGCAGCUGAUUUUGGGAACAAUAAUAUUAUUCUGUAUGAUGGUUUGGACGGUAAAAAGUGGUUGCGUGAAGUCUACACUCUUCAAUCUGGAUACAAGAAAGCCGUAUUGAAGAAUCUCCUGUCAAAUCCGAAGUCGACUAUCGAUGAGAUGGAGGAUAGAGAAUUUAUUGAACUAGCAUAUCACGAUUUUCCACAUGAAAACCAUGCUCAAUUGUGUGAAAGCAUAUAUACUUUCACAAAUUGGUUGAACGAGUACUUCCUGAGCGCUGGAGUAAUCUUUGUCAAAAUCAGUACUGUUGAAUGAACUUGGCCAAUUGCUGAGAGAUUAUCAACGUUUGGUUGCCUAAACAAAAAUUGCGAAUGGAUGACGUCCCACAUUUGCUGGAAGAGUACAGAAAACUGUCGAAUAGUGGACAGUAAAUGAAUGCAUAGUAUCACAUCCACAUUAAAAUGAAUAAUGCAAACAUGUGAUGUUAUUGUUGGACUUUAUGUUCAAAAAGCACACCUAUUUAUAUAAGAAAUAUAGGCAAAGAUUGUCUAUUUUUUUGUUACUGGAAGUGUGAUACCUUACACAUCUUGUUGACUAAGUUUUUUCUUUUUUGGUUUUGGAUUGCUGACAAAAUUAGUUUUACUGAUAGUGCUGCAUAAAAAAGAAACAGUCCUUGCAUCCCAAAAUAAACUCAAUGUUAUUUUUACGAUAUGAAUUAAUG